GACUCAGUAAUCGAGACAAGUUGGCUGAGCAUAGCUAAAGCACAUUUCCGUUUUCGAACCCGACGUCAACCAUACUCAAAGUCCGUGUGUUUUGUGUUUCUUUGAAGUCACAAUGAUUUUCGCUAAUUUAACAUUUCGACUGCUGAAAGUGGAGUUGGAUUUUUCUACCUAUUAAAGUUUAUUGAAAAUCAGAUAAUAAUAUAGCAAAUAGUGUUGACUCUGAACAAAUAUAUUAAGAAAAAAAAAUAGUAAUAUUGCAUUUGAAAAAAUAAACUGAAGUUAAUAAACACGGAUAAUACUACCAUCAUAAAGAGAAGCAAAUCCUUUUAUAAUGGGUAUCCAAGACUUGCAAGCAUUUUUGGAUAGCAGUGCCGUUCAAGGCGGCUCAGUCCCUGUAGAUUUGUUGAGAAUCGGACGUAACAUUGCACAGAGACAACGCAGUCGGGCAGGCAAGGGACAACAGCAGCAACCACCAUCGUCUAAGUUCAGAUUAGUACUUGAUGGAGAAUGCUGUUUAGACAGAUUGUACGGUGGUUAUUUCUCCGACUGGGCAUGUGGUGGACAAUGGAACCGCAUGGUGCAAUUUCUUGCAGUACUGACAGAAGCCACAGAAAUGUCAGGAGUAGAAUUAGCUGUAUUUUUCAAUGGGUCCCUUGAAUCUACUCGGCGUGUAGAUUGGAUUCAGCAUCAAUUGGAAGUCAGAAUAAAAGUUAACAAUGUCUUGAAACACAUUACAACUAAGGGCACCCCACCGCCAAAAAUCUGGUGGACUCCACCGGUAUGUUUACGCACCAGUCUUCGCAUGGCGCUCAGGCAUUUGAAUGUUACAGUGUUAUCCAGCAUGGAUGAUCACCACCAAGAAGUCAUCGCUUAUUGCCGUGAAAAUAAUUUCAAUGGAUUAAUAGCUGACGAUGCCGAGUAUGCAGCCUUUGAUCCUCCAAGAUAUUUUUCGUCAGAGCAACUGAAAUUGACUUACAAGGGAUCACUGGAGACAAAGGAAUACAUAAUUGCUGAGUUCACAAAGACUCUUAAUAUAUCGUCAGACAGACUAUGUACCCUGACAGCACUCCUAGGAAAUUAUUUACUUACAGAACAGGAUUUAGCUGACUUCUAUAAAAAACUCAAUUUAAAUACCAACCCAAACAAAGUCACGGCCGAACAAACUAUCAGGGCAGUUGCUAACUUUGUGAAGGAUUUACCAUCCGUUGAAUUAGAUGUUGUGGCACAAAAAGUAUUUGGAUCCCUAUCUGACCCAAGAUGUGCAAAACUAAGACAAUCCGUUCAAUACUAUAUCAACGGGACGAAAGAAGGUUUCCUGCAUUACAAGCCAGUCAAACCAAGUAAAGAUUUAUUAUGGACGCGUGUUGCAGCUCGAAAAUCCGAAUCCAAACAAAGUUUGCCGACAAGCAAGAAUUCCACAGAACCUACACCAACCUCGGAAGACGAAUCAAAUUUGGAAACAUCUCGUUUUGCUUCAGAAACUGUUGAGAGAGAACGCGACAGCCUCCAGGCUUAUAAGCAGGCGACAGCCAAUGCAACAGCUGCACCACAGAUCGUAAUAGAACCACCAGGAAUUCAGGGAAACGGUGAUGCUGACAAUAGCCGAGCUGAAGAUGAACAAAAUAAUGGACACGCAGUUAAUGGUAGCCACAAUUUAUUAAUCAGCUCUUCAAGUUCGAGCAGCAGCUCGACAGCAACUUCACCCUCGCACAUAACAAUUGAUUCUGGUAAACAAUCUGAAUCCACAACAAGUAUUCCCAGUACCGUUCCGGAAGUAAUGCGUACAGCCUCUGAGCGGCACCAAAAAGGCCUGAUGUCUCCCCAUAUCUAUCAAAUUUUAAUCGCCGGAGAGAUAAAAUUGCCUGUACUUUUGGAGGAUCAAAGUCAUAAAGAAUUCCCAUCCAUACACAUAAUUUAUAGACCCGUCAGACAGAUGGUCUAUGCAAUUUUGUUCAACGUACAUCACCGAAUGUACCUCGCCACUAGAAACAAGGAAAAAGGUGAUAAUGAGACAGUGGAGGUACCAGACGUCAUUAUAAAAGAGUGGGUCUGGUCAGAGACGAAUUGUUACCAGGUACCAGAAUUGGUAAAAGCUGAACAAAUUGGAUGGGGUGUUCCUACGAUACAACGUUUAUGGUUUGGCACAGGGAUCGACGACAAACGCCGAAGGCUAAGAGGUUUCUUAACCUGUCUGAAAUCUGACACACCUCUUAUGUUGAAUCCUUCUUAUGUCCCUCAACAUUUACUAGUUAUGGCUUGCGUGUUGAGGUACAUAAUGACUUUCAAUGAGGAAAUUAAAAUAUUACGCUGUCAAGAACUCGACGCCUUCAUUGCACAGGCCUUUUCACCAGAACUUAUGAACGCUCAAUACCUACAAGAUCUACAGCUCCCUCUCGUAACAUCACGUGGUGUUCAAUUGGCGACAUUAUUUAUGGCUGGUGUAGAAACCGCGUUACUGGCAAAUGACGCCUGCGGAGCUCCCAUACCUUGGUUAAUGUGCUGCCCCUGGCUAUUCUUUGACGGUAAACUAUUUCAUCACACACUCGCCCGUGCCACGAUUGCAAAGAAUCUUUUGGAACUUUGUGGAGGGCACAUAGAGCGAGUUAUAAAAGUCGAAAGAAUGCGGAAAGCUGUCUUAGAAGGGGUCAAUGUUGUCUUCGCUCGUCCUCCGCUAUCAGUUGUUCCUGGAAUACGUAUAUCAGCGCCGCAAAAUAUACUACCUGCGGGAUGCUCAAUCAACGAAGGUCUUGUCCGAGGUCGUGGAAGUGGAAAUCUAGCCCAUCGUGGAUUAAUGCGACGUCCAGUUCCAUCUCGAGGAGGACAAUUAGAAGUAGCAGGCGUGGUUGUUGGACAAUGGGGUCCAAACUAUGGAUCUAUGCCUCCGGGUAGACGGCCUCAGCCCAUCCAAGGUCAUGCUCGUGGGCGACUUCCACCUCAGGUGACCUCGAUUGGUGGUUUGAAAUUCGGCAUUCCUGGUGGUUUCAACCCAAUGGGUCGUCCAACUUUUCCCACGCGGGGCAACAACAGAUCUCAAAUUGGUGGGCGAGGCAAGAAGACCCAAAUGAAGGCAAUCAACAAGAAAAGGACUACUACCAAAAAGAAUAAAGAAAUUGAGAAAAAGGAUACCAAAGGCCGUGGUAUAACCGUGGAGGGUGUCACAGAUAAAUACUCUGAUUCAGUGUUACCGGUGAAUGGCACCAAGGACAGCAUGCCAGUGCCUGGUCAGUUCGACGACGCGCCAGAUAAUGGUAAGGUCAUAGAGAAAGGUCAAGGCGAUGCUCCACUCGUUAAUGCGGUUUUAACUGAAAAUUAAGAACCCAAAUGAUAUACUUGAUAUAAAAAAAACAACCCUCUCGGAUAUGACUGAAGACUGCAACCAAUCAAUCUAGUUAUGUGUCAGUUGAGCAUCUACACUUUUUGAAAAUUUUCAAAUCAGAUCAACAUAUCCCAUCGCUGCUGACGUGAUUUUGAUUUUUAUUAGUUUUCAUAAUCAUUCGAUGAAAUUUAAAUUCAAAACUUGUCGAUUUCCUCAAAUUUUCCAACACUUCUUUUGUGACCCAAGCCAAGUGUUUAUCUGAUAUUCAUGAUUCAACAUUUACUUGAAAGUUAGCGAUGCAUAGCGGUUUUCUAGUGUUUAUGCUCAAUACACAUAAAGCUCUGGUGGGGCCAAACUAUUACAUAACAUAGGUAAAGACAACUGGACGGCGCCAUGCUGAAAAAAAAAGAAGAAAUUUAAGAGAGCGCAAAAAUAACCAAUUUUUGACUUAUACUAUACGAUGUCCUCACUGCCAAAUGCACCACACUCUAUAAGAUAGAAAGAAUUGUGGUUGUGCUGAAGAGCUGCAAGGCUCUCGUUGCUAAUAAGGGAUGAAAAAAAAAAUCUCGACUGAUUAGUGUACAAUUACGCUAAUAAUGUAUCUAAGAAGAACAAGUCGUCAACUGCUAUAUCUAUUUAGUUAUUAAGAAGCAUGAUUAUUUUUUUUACAAAGAAAAUAUAUAUUUUCCGGUAUUAUAUGAAACGCACGCUUCGAUAAUCUUGGUGCCAUUUUCCCCCUGAGGAUAGAGACGAUGUUUUAGAGUAUUGUUAGACUCAAAGGUUACUUUGUUUUUCUUUUUCUAAUUCUUUUCUUUCUUUUUUCUUUAAUUCUUUUUUUCUUUAUCAUAUUAUGGGGAAUUUGGUGUCACGACAAUCCUGAGCGUAUGGAGACUGAUGCUUUUCAUAUAAGUAAAAUAUAUAUUUAUACAUACUAGAUUUAGGAUUCCUGUAAUGUAUUAUACGUAAGGUAUAUGAGCAUAGCAAAUGAAAUUAAUGGAAUGCCUGAACUUUUUUGAAUAAAUGGAUGACAGAAUGAAUGAAUAUAAAAAUGAUAUCAUUUUGAAUGAUUGCGUUUAGCAGAACGGCAAAAGUUAUGUAAAUAUGCAAGGGGCGAUAUAAUAUUACAGAUAAAUAUAUAUAUAUAUAUCUAUAUAUAUCUAUAUAUAGUAACUAUAAUAUAGAUAUAUAUAUAUGUGUGUGUGUGUGGAGAGAUAUAUAUUUAUUAGCUGUUGUGCCUGAGACGUUUGUGGAUGGCUGUUAUUUUGGUUGAACUGAGAGUUUAGACAACUUUGCAAAUCUUUAAGAUGGAGGGAAAAAGGUAAUAAUUUCAACUAAACUCAAUCAGCAAUUGUGGAGGUUUGUUGGUCAAAAUACGCAGCUUGAUGUUAUGUCAGACAUGAUUUUUUGAUGCGUCGUGUUUCAAACAGACUAUUAGUUAUUGAAUGAUGCCACACUGUAUCCGAUCAUGAUAUGUUAUGCGUCACACUUCCUAUCGAACUAAUCGUCGUAAUGAGACUGUAAGUGACACAUUCAGGCUUUGUCUAACAUCAAUAAUUAGGAAAAGAAUGAGUAAAUGUCUUGAGAAAUUGUAUAUAAGUCGAAUUAUGACUAACAUGAUAAUAAUAUUGUGUGGCAAAUUGGACAACGUUGAUUGUAAAUAAAUGUUGGUUAGAUUAAGAUAAAGUGAUAGCGCGAAUGAAAAUGUAUAUAAUAAGCAACGCCUAAGUGCGCCGUUCAUGCACCGAGGCCAGUUAAUGAUUGCGUUUAAAUUGAAGAGAAACAUAUUCUAUUUAUACCUAAAAUUGUCGAUAAGAAACAUUUCUACAUAAGAUGAAACCGGUUUAUUGAGUAAAAUGAUGUUUCUUUUGUUCUCUCUCUUUUUUUAAUUUAUUUAUUUGUUUGGUCGUCAUUUUCGUUUGACUUCUCAUGAAAAAUCAUGUAAAACAAAUAAAGAAAAAGGAGAAAAGUAAAAACUACAAUGGAACGACAAGACACGAUUAACUGAUUAUAUGACAAAUGGAAUAAUGAUGAGAAAGAAAAAAUGUGUGGCUCAAAACAACACAAGAGGUAUUUAAUGCGAUUAUUGAUAUCCAUUUUAUUAAGAUAAUAUAACGAGACUUGAUGGGAUGAAAGGCUAUAUUUUUGUAGAUUUGUUAUUGCGUGAAAAAAGGCAUUAAGACAAUGACUAAAACUUUAUUGAAAUUGAGCUAAACGACGGUAUAGAAUCAUAUAACAUAAUAAAAGGGAUAUAUGUACACACGAUGUUUGAAACUUAUAGAUAAUUAGUAUUAAAAAAUGUGUUUGCAACAGCUCUAACACUAUCCACUAUAAGUACCAGCUUGGAUCGGAGUGAUUUUUGAAACUACUACAUUCUGCGAAUCGCAAUACCCGUGCCCAUAUGUACAUUGUCGUUAAAUACCGCUUGUUAGUUUAAUAGUUAGAGAAAAACAAUGGGAUAAUAAUUUUCUGCCCAAUGUCACCAUCGACGACUUACGCCCAGUGUCAAUGUACGUUGAUCCAGUUUUUCUAAUAAGGCUACCUUCAGAUAAGUUGCUGCUUAAGUAAAAUCUUGGAAAGAAAUCAGAGUGAUUUUAAGCCAACAUACAUAUAGCAUUGUGAACUGCAUUGCAAGUUUAAAAAGAAAAGUUAGCAUACAUUAUUUACCGAUGAUAUAUAUCAUGAUAUAAUUGUACACCACUCCGCUACGUUCGUUUUUGGUUUUUAUAAUUUACAAAAAGAAAAAAAGUGAACCAUAAAAACAAAUGAAAUGUUCGUCAUUUCCAAAUGGACCUUACACCAGACGUAAAUAAAACUUCGAAAACUGAUAAUGGAAUUUGAGAGUAAAAUGCCACUUUGCAAUUCUGUAAAGUUAUAUAAGAUGAUUAAUCUAUUCUGAUGAGAAAUCAAUUUCUCGAUAGACGAGUAUAAAAAAUAUAAUAUUGCAACGUGUUUAUUGAAGAGAAAAACUAAUCAAGUCGCUGCUGCACUUGAUUUGAAUAUAAACAGUAACGACUAAUGACACACAAUUCAUAAAAAAAAACGAAUGUGAAAAUAAAUUCAUAUUGAACAUAUUCAUAUAAAAUAACACAGAACCGAAAUGUAAAAACGAAGACAGCUUGAGUAAUGAAAAAGAAAAGAAACUAACAAAAAAUAAUGAACUUUGCAAAACAAAUGUCCUGUCCUAACAGACCUGUGACAAUUUUUCAUUUAAAGUGUAGAAUCGGGGCCCACAAAACCUGUAAAACAAAACCCUAAUUACUUAAUUUAACACAAUUUUCCCAUACUUGAGAACUCGCUUUUGUUUACAUCACAAAUAUAUCAGUUGCAAAGAGUCAAUGAGCAAAGUGAAAAAUUUUAAAUUACUCAGAGGUGAUUCAAUAAAUUCAAUUGGAUUUUUGUCUCCAGCCACUUUAGAGUCUUAGAUACUCCGGUAGAAAAUUUCGAGUAUAAGAGUGAAAACUCAAUUAUCCUUUAUGUAUUCAAAUAAUCAAUGAUGUAAAACAAACUAGAUACAAAUAAUUGAAAAAAGAGCAAAUGAAUAAAUAAACAAAUAAUUACCUACUCUCUAUUUUAGAUAUUGUAUAUGUACACAAUACAAGGCUAGCACAAUACAAUUUUCAAGAAUUUUUUACUUCACUCAUAUUUCGUAUUUUUUUUGCACACUAGCUUUCAAUUAAAUAGCUGAAGCAGCGUUACAUUAAUUAUUAUUAUUCGUGGUAUGUGGUUAUUUAAUGGCAAGAUUUUGUUUCUACAAUCAACGCUUAUCAAUUUAAAUUGUAAGUUUUUUUUUUUUUUUUUUGUAUUAAUACGUAGUUUCUUCUUUUUCUAUCAUUUGCUUUCGUAUGUAAUAUCAUCCAAUAUAGAAUAAAAUAUAUUAGCGAACCCAAUAAUCAAAUAAUGAAAGUGAACCAAAAAAAAGGUAUGAAUAAACAAAUAACAAGAAGAUUUGAUUAUUGAUGUAGCCAAAACUACAAGUGGGCCCCGUAUUUAUAUAUUCUUAAAUAACAUAUUACCAUUACAUGUAUAUUCUGCUAUUAUUUCUUAUAGCUAAAACAAGAGAUAAUAAUUAAAAAGAAAAAAAAUAAAAAGAUUAAAAACCUUUAAAAAAAUUAAAAAAAAAUAAAUGCAUACACGAUGUAAUUUUGUAUGUUUGCUAACAAUUAAUAUGUUUAUUUCUGUUUAACUUUUUUCUUAUAUUGAAAAAUAAAUAAAAAAAAAAAAAAAUGAAAUAAAAUAAUGUAUCAAAUAUUGUGUAGCGCAUGGACAUAGCUUCUGUGAAUUUAGGUUUUCCAAAUAAUGAUUAAAAAUACUUUGAACGGUACGAUGGGUAAUGAUCAUGUAACCAUGGAGAAUGAAUUUGAAAUAAAGAAGCAUUCCAUGCGCUGAAGUAUUGUUGGCGAUUGUAUAAUUUGAUCUCAACAAGUCAACGCGCUGGUCUGGUCGACUUUGGUGCUUACAAAUAAAGUAGAAAUUGAAUUAGAGCUAUGUGAUAUCCGGUCAAGAGAACUUUGACUAGUAGUUACGGUUAAAUAACAAUUCCCAGAUUGAGUUACCUAAUCAUUCGACGUGUCUUAAACGGUGAUUAAAGACGUUCAGCACAUGAUGGUUCUGAUAAAUUUUUACUUUAAUUGUACACGCUUCACAGCUGACUUUACGGUCCGUGCAUUUAUUAUCGCGACUGCAUCAAUGUAUUCUCGUUGUAUUAUUCUAUCUUGUAACUAAUUACUGUUGUAAUGCGUAUCCGUUCGUGUCUAGUGUCAAGGAGACCUGAUUCUUUGCUUCAUAUGAUUUUAUGAACUAAUUAUGUAAAAGCUGUCGAAUAACCAGUCCUCAUUUGAAACCUUGCUCUCAGAAUUUGAUAUUCUAGUACCAUGAAAAAUGACCAGAUAAUACCGUGAGAAUCAGGGCGAAGACACAAGCCGACAUUAUAAAAUUAAAAUUAUUAUUCUAAAGGUAAAUCCAGAUUCAACUAUUCCUCUUAAAACAGGUACAUUCAUACAUAUUCGGAACGUAGAAAAUAUAAUGAUAAUAUUGUGAAACUUAGUGGCAAAUUCUAUAAUACUACGAAAAGAAGGAAAAAUAAAUAAAUAAAUAAAUACAAAUGGUAUAUUCAAUGAUUAUUCAAAAUAUUAAGU
Athalia rosae (coleseed sawfly) is the source of this 8451-nucleotide messenger RNA. RefSeq names its product constitutive coactivator of PPAR-gamma-like protein 1 homolog. The record is from RefSeq and is a predicted model, not a curated record. Lineage: Eukaryota; Metazoa; Arthropoda; Insecta; Hymenoptera; Athaliidae. Gene Ontology annotation, cellular component: nucleus. The transcript has 16 exons. The coding region runs from base 332 to 3313 and encodes 993 amino acids.